Messenger RNA from Lactuca virosa, 954 nucleotides. Lineage: Eukaryota; Viridiplantae; Streptophyta; Magnoliopsida; Asterales; Asteraceae. The record is from the annotation of a GenBank genome assembly.
AUGAGGAUUUUAGAAAAAAUUCUCACUGCUGUUUUGUACUUCUUCGUCUUCACUGCACCAUGCACUGCUCAUAUCAUAGCUCUGAAGCUCCAUUCUGAUAACCGACAUAUGAUCCCUUUCUUCGAUUUUGAAUUUUCAAAUGUAGGUUACGUCUCCUUUGUUCUCUCCUCUGUGACAGUCACCUCCACCUCAUCAUCACCCCCUGAUCCAUCACGUAUUGGUUUCCUCUUUCAAUCGCAUAAACCGGAAGACGAACAACCCUUUAAAUUCCAACAAAACACUACAAUUUGCGACUUGGAUUUCAAAUUAAACUCAUCAGUCCUCUUUACUUUCCAAAAUCUUUCCUACGAUACUCGGACUUCCUUUAACAAAACGUACCCAGUGACAGAUCCCGGUAUGAAGUCAUUCUUCUUCUUCAACUGCAACAACGAAUCCCUCGUGACCAUGGAUGGUGGCAUGGAGCUCUACAACAUCGAUGAGGGCACUACCAAAAACUAUUUGUCAGCAGGGCUUACACAACUCCCGUUUCUUUACAUCAUCUUAUCCUUCAUAUAUUUAAGUUUUCUAGGGUUUUGGAUCUUAGUAUGUUUCAAGAACCGGCGAUGUUUUCAGAGGACCCAUUUACUAAUGGGUGGGUUGCUUGUUUUUAGUAUUGUUCACUUUAUAUGUGUUGCGGCCGAUCUACAUUAUGUCAAGGUUACGGGUAGUGCUCAUGAAUUAGACGUCCUGUUUUUCGUACUUCAGCUUAUCAGAGAUCCAAUAUUGCCAUGGGAAGCUGCCAUGCCUUAUAAUAAAUUAGACUGGUCAAUCGCAGAUAUCAUGGGUUGCUUUUUUAUUCUCAUCCCUAUAGCCAGGCCAGUUGAUAGGAUGACGCUCAAGAUGGCUACUCCGAAUGAGGAGUCUUGCAUGCUUUCAACUUCCAUAUCGGAUUCUUGUUUACAUAGUCCAGUCUAG